AGACUACUCGACGCCGUUAGUUGUUUUUUUCAUUCUUCAGCUCAGAGCCUCCGAUAACGGAAGUGAUCGGUUUAUUCUUGACACGUUAUUGCCUAUGAUGAUCAUGACCGCUCUGAAGCUAGCUAGAGCAUUUGGGAAUAGGAGGAAUCAUACCUCAAUUGGCGUUCAGGAUAUAAUAGGACCAAGAUUUCGGCGCUUGCUUUCUUCCGCCGCCGCUGAAGGCUACGGAAAGAGGUUCGCCGUUCUGUGGGGAAACGGAGACUUCGGGAGGCUGGGAUAUGGCAGCAUUGAAUCGCAGUGGAGUCCUAAACCUCUGCUGCCUUCCGCUUUUCAUGAUCAAAGCCUCCGCGACAUCGCUUGUGGUGGUGCUCACACUCUUUUCCUCACAGAAAAUGGCAGUGUUUAUGCAUGUGGUCUCAAUGAUUUUGGACAGCUAGGCAUUCCAGAUGAUAAAAGUUAUGCCACUGAGCCAGUCUGUGUUGAUUCACUCCCCAAAGACAUUGUAAAAAUUUCUGCUGGUUAUCAUCAUUCUUGUGCUGUUACAGUUGAUGGUGAACUCUAUAUGUGGGGAAGGAACUCGAGUGGACAACUUGGCUUUGGAAAGAAAGCCAAUAAAGUAGUUCCAUUUCCGAGAAAAGUUGAAAGUUUGAAUGGGCUACCUAUAAAAGCAGUCUCCUUGGGUCUUGAGCAUUCAAUUGCUGUUACAGUUCAUGGUGAGGCCUUGAGUUGGGGUGGGGGAGGCUCUGGACAACUUGGCCAUGGACUACAUUCAGGAAUUUCUGGAAUGUUAAAAAGUAACAGUGAAUAUGCACCGAGGCUUAUAAAGAAGCUUGAAAGUAUGAAGGUCAAACAAGCUGGUGCUGGGAUGUUGCAUUCUGCCUGCGUGUGUGAGAAUGGAUGUGUAUAUACUUUUGGUCAAAGAGCAAAGACAAAAUUUGGCUUUGGGGAUGCAUACUAUGAUAUAGAACCAUGUGUAGUAUGUGAGUUGCCAUCUUCAGAAAUGACUGCAUGUGGUGGUUAUCACACGUGUAUUGUUACAAGUGGUGGAGAUCUGUAUACAUGGGGCUCUAAUGAGAAUGGGUGUCUUGGAACUGGUUGUACAGAUGUUACUUAUUCACCUGAAAGGGUUCAAGGUCCGUAUAUGAUGGAUUAUGUUCACAAGGUAUCCUGUGGUUGGAAACACACAGCAGCGAUUUCUGGUGGCAAUGUGUAUGCAUGGGGAUGGGGAGGAUCCUAUGGGACAUUUUCCGAAGAUGGACAUUCUUCGGGCGGACAAUUGGGGCAAGGAAACGACAUUGACUACAUUGAGCCUGCACUGGUUAACUUUCAGGUUGGCGUUAGAGCAUUGCAAAUAUCAUGUGGAUUUAAUCAUACUGGUGCUGUAGUUGAAUAUACAUGAACAACAAUAAGCUGAGGAGCCAUUCAUCUUAGAAAGGAAAAAAGAAAACAGGUUCAGAGAGUGCACAUCAAUAUUAAUUCUUUGCCAAUAAGCCAAUUUUAUACAAACCAUAUGAGUCAUGAAGGACUAUAAUUCAUUCCUUAGACUUCAUCAAAUAUUGUGUGUUGUGCCAUAGUAAUCGUAUAGGCUCUGUGUAUGUAUUGUAUUUGUUCCUCCAACUUUCCCACCGCUCGGCCAACUAAGCUACCCAUGGAGGUGUAUGUAUUGUAUUGUACUAGUAUCUUUAUCCGUGUCGUGCACGGGAUAAACGAUUUCAGGGGCGUAGUCAGGAUAGAAGCUUGGAGUGAACCGGUAUAAAACAAAUUUCAGACAAAUUUUUA
Cuscuta europaea is the source of this 1779-nucleotide messenger RNA. The record is from the annotation of a GenBank genome assembly. NCBI's taxonomy places the organism in Eukaryota, Viridiplantae, Streptophyta, Magnoliopsida, Solanales, Convolvulaceae.